This is a messenger RNA of Pogona vitticeps (central bearded dragon), 3504 nucleotides long. RefSeq names its product lymphoid enhancer binding factor 1 (gene LEF1). The record is from RefSeq and is a predicted model, not a curated record. Gene Ontology annotation, cellular component: chromatin; beta-catenin-TCF complex. NCBI's taxonomy places the organism in Eukaryota, Metazoa, Chordata, Lepidosauria, Squamata, Agamidae. Gene Ontology annotation, molecular function: RNA polymerase II cis-regulatory region sequence-specific DNA binding; DNA-binding transcription factor activity, RNA polymerase II-specific. Gene Ontology annotation, biological process: canonical Wnt signaling pathway; regulation of transcription by RNA polymerase II.
AAGGAGUGGGUGGAGGGGAUGUUGAAGUUACAUUACAGACGGAGCGAGAGAGGGGGAGAGAAAGACAACUGGGUUCCCACUUCUUCGUAGCGAGCUGAGCAUCCCGCCAAGGGCAGCUCAGGAGCUUCGCGGAAGGAAGGCAGGCAGGCAGGCAGGCAAGCCAGCCCGCUCGCCCACGCACGCACACCCGAGACCUCGUGGUGGUGCCAACCAGGAGAAGUCCGACGAGCACCCCGAAAGAGAGCGAGAGAAAGGGGGGGCUGUUCUUUUUUUUUUUUUAACAGCUCGCACGCGCCGAAAAGAGCUGGCGACCGAGUGUGCGCGUGCACCUGUGUGGAUAGUUUGGCUCUCCUUGGCGAGCUGAGGGGAGCCCGCUUCACCGGGACGGCGAGGAAGGAGCCAAACGAGAGAACCGACAACGGCGGGGGCCCCGGUGCCCCCUCCCACUUCUCCCUCUUUCUGCUUCUGAAGGGCACGUUUAUUUUUCGAAGGCUGGUAGACCUGGAAGAGCGUUGGCGUCCCACUUCUUUCUUUUUCCUCCCCCUGAGGGAGCGAACUUUAGGAGGGGGCGCCCUGUAAAGAAGCGGCCCCGUUUCCCGACCCGCAAUAACUUUUUCUGUCCCCCUCCCCACUUCUAAUCACUGGAAGGAUCUGGUAUAUUAUUUCCUCGCGUCCCGUCUUCCUCGGGAGAGCCGAAGACUGCGAAGAGGACUGGGCAGCCACUUAGGGGGAACUCCCCUCCUCUGGCCGAGGGACAAAGGCAGAGUCCUGCCUCGGCAGAGCAGCGACCAUGCCUCAGCUCUCUGGAGCCGGAGGAGGCGGCGGCGGCGAUCCGGAGCUCUGCGCCACCGACGAGAUGAUCCCUUUCAAAGACGAAGGCGACCCUCAGAAGGAGAAGAUUUUCGCGGAGAUCAGCCACCCCGAGGAAGAAGGAGACUUGGCCGACAUCAAGUCUUCGCUGGUGAACGAGUCGGAAACGAUCCCCGGCAGCGACGGGCAUGAGGUGUCCAGACAAGGUCAACCUCAGGAGUCUUACCAUGAGAAAGGCAGAGAGCAUUCUGAAGAAGGAAAACACUCAGAUGGUGGCUUAUACAAUAAAGGACCUUCUUACUCUGGCUAUUCUGGGUAUAUCAUGAUGCCAAAUAUGAAUAAUGAUCCAUAUAUGUCCAAUGGAUCUCUCUCUCCACCAAUUCCCAGAACAUCAAACAAAGUACCGGUGGUGCAGCCUUCCCAUGCAGUUCACCCUCUCACUCCACUUAUCACCUACAGUGACGAGCACUUCUCUCCAGGGACACAUCCUUCGCACCUUCCUUCAGAUGUCAACUCAAAACAAGGCAUGUCCAGGCAUCCUCCAGGUCCUGAUAUCCCCUCCUUCUACCCCCUAUCUCCUGGCAGUGUUGGGCAGAUAACUCCACCUCUUGGCUGGCAAGGUCAGCCUGUAUAUCCCAUGUCAAGUGGAUUCAGGCAGCCCUACCCAUCCUCACUUUCAGUCGACACUUCCAUGUCAAGGUUUUCACAUCAUAUGAUUCCUGGUCCCCCAGGACCCCACGCAACAGGAAUCCCUCAUCCAGCAAUUGUAACACCUCAAGUCAAACAAGAACACCCACACACAGAUAGCGACUUAAUGCACGUGAAGCCUCAGCAUGAACAGAGGAAAGAACAAGAGCCCAAAAGACCUCAUAUUAAGAAACCUCUGAAUGCUUUCAUGUUAUACAUGAAAGAGAUGAGAGCAAAUGUUGUAGCAGAGUGUACUCUGAAAGAAAGUGCAGCCAUCAACCAGAUCCUUGGCAGAAGGUGGCAUGCACUGUCCCGCGAAGAACAAGCUAAAUAUUAUGAACUAGCUCGGAAAGAAAGGCAGCUACACAUGCAGCUCUAUCCAGGCUGGUCUGCAAGGGACAACUAUGGAAAGAAAAAGAAGAGAAAGAGAGAGAAGCUACAAGAGUCAACAUCAGGUGGGAAGAGAAAUGCUUUCUCCACGUGCAAAGCGAAGGCAGCGACACCAGGGCCCCUCCUUGAAAUGGAAGCUUGUUAAUCUCCAGGCAUAUCCUUCAUCUGCACAGACCACCACUAAGGAGCAUGUCUAGGAUGUCCAAACUCACCCUGAUGUCACUGCUGCAAAGACACUGAACCAUAAAGACAAUCACUGCCAGGCCCCUUUUGCUAUCAUGGUGUUCUAAAUCUGAUACAGUAAGAGAGAGCCAGAAGAGCAUUUCAGACCUUCCCCAGUCAGCAGAGUUGCUUUUAAUCUUCACUCCGCCUUACACUCCUACAUUUUGUAUCUCAUAUGUUGUCAGUACUGAGUCAGCAACAACAUAGUUGGGCUGUGUUUGUUUUGCUUCAGCCAACAGAACAAUGUAAUCCAGCCGCAACUCCCAUCCUGGCCCUUCACACCGAAGGAACAAAAUUAAUUUGUUAAGGAAGGCACAAUUUUAAGUUUAUUUAAUGGUGCGAAAGGAUCAAUCUUGGAUUUUGAGCUUCUAAAAUGAAAACUUGAAUGCUUUUAUAUUUUAGUUAUUUCCUUGGUGUACAUUUUUAUUGUCUUUGAGCUUUUAAAGAUGCAUUGAAAUCCACAACCAUCCUUUUUAAAAAAAAGUAAAAUAAAAGGAAAUUCCCACCCACCCAGAGGAGAGGAACAAACUAUUUAGAAAACUGUGGCUUUUUUGUUGUUGUUUUGUUUUGUUUUGGAUAACCAUUUGUAACAGAUAAGAAUCCCUCAUUGUAUACGUGUGCUAGUUAAUACUAAACAUAACACUCAGCUAGUCACUAGCCAUGUCGAUCUAUUCCACUUACUCUGUAUGUGUAAUGGCAACAUACUUCAUCAGAUCUGACUGCAGUGAGCUCUCCUACUCACCUAUCCUGAAUUUCCUUGUAAGAAAAAAAAGCCCAGCACUUGAAUUAUUAUUACUUCAAUUGUUCUGUAUUUGUAUGUUUUUGUUAGCCUGUUUAGUGGGAUUUUAUGCCAGUUGUUGAAAUGAUCAUUGAUGUACCCAUUUUUUAAAAAUAGUUAAGGCACAGCCUUUGCCAAAAAUUGUCAACUGAUAUAUAUUUUGUCAUUCCAGUUUGAGUUAAUGUGCUGAGCAUUUUUUGUUUUGUUUUUUAAAUAAAAGCUUUGUAAUAAAACUACAAAAUACUUCUUAACUGGCUAAAAUGAGUUAUUUGAUUCAAAAUGUAUAUACUUUGAUCUUUAAGAGCAAAAUAAUAUUGGAUCGUGCAUGUAGUGUUCAUCACUUAUACUGUAUAUGUUUCUAGCCUGUGUGUACACUCCAGCUGCAGUUUGUUUUUAACUGACACCAACAGAAUGGAAAGUAGUUGUGACUCAGAUUGCAAUUUUGCACAUAUGAAAGAGGAGAGACACACACACCCCACCCCAACAUUAAUGGAUCUAAGGAUGAGAUCAGGCUGCACGUUUCUUUGGGUGUGUGUGUAUGCAUUAUGCUAAGCCACGGAUAUAUUUUUAUAUGCUUUGUUCCUUAGGCCACAAAUUAUCCUGGGAAACCAUUCAAU